AUGAUACGACUUAUUCAACGUUCACUUAAAUAUACAUCAAUAAAACAUAUUGAUUAUCAAUUAUUAAUUGAUUCAUUGGGUAAAUUACGUGAAAUAGCAAAAAAAAAAUUAAAUGAACAAAGUAGAAAAACGGAAAAACAUUUAUCAAUGUUUAAUAUUUCAGAGUUUCUUGCUGCACAUCAUGAUUAUAUAGAAAAAUUUCAAGUUAUUGAACUUCAACAAGAAUUAACAACAAUACAACUACAUUUAACUCGUUUUCUUUUCUCCGAUUGUCUUGAAUAUAUGUGA
Molecule: messenger RNA, 288 nt
Organism: Rotaria sordida
Lineage: Eukaryota; Metazoa; Rotifera; Eurotatoria; Philodinida; Philodinidae
Source: the annotation of a GenBank genome assembly